AUGGACAGAAAAUCGCCUGAUCCUGAAGCGCAGUUUGUCAGACUGCCAGAUGAAAAAGCCAACGAAGAACACACGGCGGAUGUGUCCGAAUACGAUGUCUUCUGGGAGGAACCAGCCAGUGAAGACCCCGAGAAUCCGAUGAACUGGAGCUCCGGGCGAAAAUGGACUAUCAUCGGAAUGGUAUCUUUCAUAACUUUCUUGACUCCCCUCGCCUCUUCGAUGUUUGCACCGGGCAUCAGACAAGUCCUCGAAGACUUCGGCUCAACAUCUAAUCUCCUCUCGUCUUUUGUCGUCUCGGUUUACAUCCUAGGAUUCGCCUUCGGUCCUCUGAUAGUCGCACCCGUCAGCGAGUACAGCGGCCGCACAUGGGUCUACAAUGUGUGCAAUGUCUUGUUCGUGGUAUUCAAUAUCGCCAGUGCGCUCGCUCCCAAUAUGGCGUCUUUGGUGGUUUUCCGAUUUCUCGAUGGGGUUGCGGGCGUCGCUGCCAUCACAUGUGGUAGUGGUACAAUUGCAGAUCUUGUUCCGAGAGAGAAACGGGGCCAGGCGAUGGCUAUCUGGUCUCUGGGACCCCUGUUCGGCCCAAUAAUUGGCCCCGUCGUGGGUGGGUUCCUUGUGGAAGCGACAAAUUGGCGAUGGGUGUUUUGGGUUCUUGCUAUCGCGGGCGGAGCCGCAUCCAUCGUCUUCUUUUUUGCCGUGCCUGAGACUUAUGCCCCGAUUCUACUUGAGCGGAAAGCUGCUCGGCUGCGAAGGUCAACAGGAGAUACGGCGUACAGAUCUCGUUUGGAUUCCGGAAUCCCUCCAAAACAGCUGUUCCUACGGAGUCUCAUUCGGCCAUCGAAAAUGCUUGUUCUGUCCCCAAUAGUGGCCUUAAUGUCCAGCUACAUUGCGGUUCUUUACGGCUUCCUCUACAUCCUCUUCACAACAUUCGCAAUUGUCUUUGAGGGUCAGUAUAAUUUCUCUGCCAGCGCGAGCGGCCUCUCAUUCCUAGGAAGCGGAGUGGGCAUGUUACUUGGUCUUGCCUACGUGGGGACGUUGAGUGAUCGCAAGAUCAGGAUCAAACUCGAGCGCAAGGAGACACCUAUCCCCGAAGACCGACUUCCUAUGUAUCUUACCAUACCUGGGUCAUUAGCCAUCCCGGCGGGCCUCUUUAUCUAUGGGUGGUCGACAGACACAGUGGUCCAUUGGAUCGUUCCCGAGAUUGGAAAUGCUGUUACUGGUUUCGGGAUGAUCAUUAUAUUGAUGUGCGUUCAGACAUAUCUGGUAGAUGCUUUCCUUGCACAUGCUGCCAGUGCUGUGGCUGCUUGUACUGUUCUGCGAAGCUUGCUUGGGGCUCUUCUCCCUCUGUGUGGAUUGCAAAUGUACGAAAAACUCGGCCUUGGGUGGGGAAAUAGUUUGCUGGCGUUCCUUGCUUUGGCAAUGGCCCCUAUACCGAUUUUGUUCCAAACUUGGGGAGAGAGGCUGCGGACGAAGUGGACUAUUAACCUAUAG
Molecule: messenger RNA, 1488 nt
Organism: Penicillium samsonianum
Lineage: Eukaryota; Fungi; Ascomycota; Eurotiomycetes; Eurotiales; Aspergillaceae
Product: MFS transporter
Exons: 3
Coding region: 1-1488 (495 amino acids)
Biological process (GO): transmembrane transport
Molecular function (GO): transmembrane transporter activity
Source: RefSeq, a predicted model, not a curated record